UGUGGAGGUUCCACCCAAGACCUGGCCCGAGGCUCCGAGCACCCCAUUUUCGCGCCGGCCAAAAGGGCCAGCUCCCCGCUUCCAGCCGGGCGGCGGUGUCCCUCAAGGGUCCUUUACUAAACAGGCUCGGAGGGCCCGGGUCUGCAGCGAUCUCGAUCCCGGAAGUGACGUCUCCCAGAGGGGCCGGAAGUGGCAGUAGAGGGAGGGAAGAUGGCGGAGGUGGUGAGUCCGGUGCCCGGGGCGGGGCGGCGGGAACCAGGGGAGGUGGGUAGAGCCCGCGGCCCCACAGUAGCCGACCCUGGCGCCGCGCUGUCUCCCCAGGGGGAGAUAAUCGAGGGCUGCCGCCUACCUGUGCUGCGGCGGAACCAGGACAACGAAGAUGAGUGGCCCCUGGCCGAGAUCCUGAGCGUGAAGGACAUUAGUGGCCGGAAGCUCUUCUACGUCCAUUACAUUGACUUCAACAAACGCCUGGAUGAAUGGGUGACCCACGAGCGGCUGGACCUAAAGAAAAUCCAGUUCCCCAAGAAAGAAGCCAAGACCCCGACCAAGAACGGACUGCCUGGGUCCCGCCCCGGAUCUCCCGAGAGAGAGGUGCCGGCCUCCGCCCCGGCCAGCGGGAAGACCUUGCCAAUCCCGGUCCAGAUCACGCUCCGCUUCAACCUGCCCAAGGAGCGGGAGGCCAUUCCCGGUGGUGAGCCCGACCCGCCGCUGUCCUCCAGCUCCUGCCUGCAGCCCGGCCACCGCUCCACGAAACGGAAGGUGGAGGUGGUGUCGCCAGCGACUCCCGUGCCCAGCGAGACAGCCCCGGCCUCCGUGUUCCCCCAGAAUGGGGCUGCCCGUAGGGCGGUGGCAGCUCAGCCAGGGCGGAAGCGGAAGUCAAACUGCUUGGGCACGGACGAGGACUCCCAGGACAGCUCCGAUGGAAUCCCGUCGGCUCCGCGCAUGACGGGCAGCCUGGUGUCUGACCGGAGCCACGACGACAUCGUGACUCGGAUGAAGAACAUCGAGUGCAUCGAGCUGGGCCGGCACCGCCUCAAGCCGUGGUACUUCUCCCCGUACCCGCAGGAGCUCACCGCGCUGCCGGUCCUCUACCUGUGCGAGUUCUGCCUCAAGUACGGCCGCAGCCUCAAGUGCCUGCAGCGCCACCUGACCAAGUGCGACCUGCGCCACCCCCCCGGCAACGAGAUCUACCGCAAGGGCACCAUCUCCUUCUUCGAGAUCGACGGGCGUAAGAACAAGAGUUACUCCCAGAACCUGUGUCUUCUGGCCAAGUGCUUCCUGGACCACAAGACGCUGUACUACGACACAGACCCCUUCCUCUUCUACGUCAUGACGGAGUACGACUGCAAGGGCUUCCACAUCGUGGGCUACUUCUCCAAGGAGAAGGAGUCCACGGAAGACUACAACGUGGCCUGCAUCCUGACCCUGCCCCCGUACCAGCGCCGGGGCUACGGCAAGCUGCUAAUUGAGUUCAGCUACGAGCUCUCCAAAGUGGAAGGAAAAACGGGGACCCCAGAGAAGCCCCUGUCGGACCUGGGCCUCCUGUCCUAUCGAAGCUACUGGUCUCAGACCAUCUUGGAGAUCCUGAUGGGGCUCAAGUCCGAGAGUGGGGAGCGGCCACAGAUCACCAUCAAUGAGAUCAGUGAGAUCACCAGCAUCAAGAAGGAGGACGUCAUCUCCACACUGCAGUACCUCAACCUCAUCAACUACUACAAGGGCCAGUACAUCCUCACGCUGUCGGAGGACAUCGUGGACGGACACGAGCGGGCAAUGCUGAAGCGGCUGCUGCGCAUCGACUCCAAGUGUCUGCACUUCACCCCCAAGGACUGGAGCAAGCGGGGGAAGUGGUGACCGGGCCUCCCGCGCAGUGCCGGCAAGCACGCGGAACUGGCGCUCCCAGCAGGCACCCCGCGGGAGGCGCGCAGGAAGCUCCAGA
This is a messenger RNA of Lepus europaeus (European hare), 1936 nucleotides long. RefSeq names its product lysine acetyltransferase 5 (gene KAT5). The record is from RefSeq and is a predicted model, not a curated record. Gene Ontology annotation, biological process: regulation of DNA-templated transcription. Gene Ontology annotation, molecular function: histone acetyltransferase activity. The transcript has 13 exons. NCBI's taxonomy places the organism in Eukaryota, Metazoa, Chordata, Mammalia, Lagomorpha, Leporidae. Bases 211 to 1851 code for a protein of 546 amino acids.